AUGUCUUUCUCCUCCUUUGGUACGCCUAACCGGAGGAAGAAUACUAGUGUUUGCAAAUUCUUCGGGAACGGUGGCUGCAGAAAAGGCGAAAGAUGUGAAUUUAAACACGAAGGGGGAGGUGUGCCGGCCAACUCCUCUACCUCGUGGCGUUCCGGGGAUAGCCGUGGAAACCGGGGUAUGAGCUGGGGUCCUGGAAGAGGAAGAGGACAGAGCUUUCAAUCUGAUCGUGGAGGGGGAUCGAACCGUGGAGGGGGGUCGAAUCGUGGAAGGGAAUGGGAUCGUGGAGGAGUUUCUCUUGGAUCAGAACCAUCUUCAUCUGGGAAAAGAGUAUCCGAGUUAAGCAUCCGGCCUUCUCGACCGACCCAGAACGGAGAGGGCUGGGUAAGAUAUGGAGAUUGGGAAGAUAGGUUUGGUAUGCAUACGAAGCAAAGUGCCUCCACAAUGAGAUGCUUUUGGGAAGAGGCGUUGGAAAUUGUGGAAGGAUCGGAUCCCAAUCUUAUCCAAAAGGUUGUAGGGCGGUUGAUUGCAAAGGAUAACAUCGGUCGACAAUUGAUAGAGCAGGUAGUGAAGAAUGGUUAUUCGGGCUCUCGACCUGUCCUUGAUUAUCUAUUAAUCUCAGUUCCUUUCCUUCUCGUACUCACUCACCCGGAUCUCAUCAAUUCCCUUUCAAUAGAUCGCCAGGUCGGGACAAUCUACAACUAUCUAUAUGGAACUGAUGGAAGCACCUGCCUCACCUUUUUUAGAAACCUUGCUACACAGCUCGAAAACGAGGCGGCGAUCGAUGCCCGAAAAAGCGCCAUAUGGAAAUCUGCUGAUGUCGGGAAACCCAUGAGCUUCUCAAAGGCACUUGCUUGCAUUGUAGAGGGGCUUCGACACACUCUGAAGCGUAACGUUCAUGCCGGGUUCAAUGAGGACUAUAAAACCCUUGCUGAAUCUUACUGUGCUCUGGCACGUCUCGUCACUCAAAAUGACGAGUUUUAUCCAUCUAUCAAUAGCUCUUUGACAGAAAUCAUCGGUAUUCAUCGAAGAGCCAAUUUGAUUAUCGUACUUCCUACAGCAACACCCACGAAAGACGAAGAGGGGAGAGUUGUUGUAUCCUCUUUUCCAGUGGAGGUCGAUUACCCGGGAUAUUUAUCAACGCAGGGUCGCAGACACGAUAACGAUCUUGUGUCCAUUCGUCAAAUCCAGAUUCUACCCACCCUCGAAGAGAUACUUAGCCCGAGAAUGGGGUAUCUUCCCUACAAGAACACUUCUUACCCGCACUUCCUGGAUGGUGUUGACCGACUUUUUGAUACUCAUUUUCGCCUCCUCCGCCAUGAUAACGUUGCAGGCCUGAGAGAUGCUGUUGGCAAGGUUUUCAACAUACUUCAACUCCCACCUCAAGAAAGGGCCACUGCAAUGAAGAAGGCAAGUCUUGGAAAUAUGCAGGGGCAUCUCUAUACCGAUGCAUCUGUCGCUUUUGCAAAAUUUGACCAGCGUCAAGGUCUCGAGCUAGUAUUGAAGUUUCAACAACCACCAGCCGCAGCCCAAAAAACACCUGAGGGGCAAAUGGAGUGGUGGGAUAACCAGAAAUCACGGUUUGACCGAGGGACUCUGGCAUGUCUUGUAACCAAGGGGCCCAAUGAUUUUUGCCGUAUUACAUUCUUCACCAUCUCUAAGAAGGAAACCAACCCGUCAAAGGAUGAUGGACUUGCGACUGGGAGAUAUGGCCACAUAUCCGCCCAGCUAGUCCGCUCAAAGAAGGAAGGGGGUCGCGAUUGCAAGGAUAUUGAGGAUUCCGAUAUGGAUUUUAUUCUCGGACGAUUAUCAAGACACGCAGUACCUAUGACUAGCGUUUUAGUUAACUUCCCUAAAAUUAUUCCAGCUACGUUUCUUCCGGUUCUGGAUAAUCUUCAGCAACUCAGUGCACAGGGCAAUCUUCCAUUAUCCCAAUGGAUUACCCCUAGUUCUGAAACGAUGCUGAUAGGCUCUGAUUUCUCCCAGGAUAACCUGCCUCCAGCAUAUUCGCGAGCCACCACUUUUCGUUGGGAUCUCGGCCCUAUCUUGAAAGACCAGUUGAAUGAUCUCUCUUUAUCUCCAACUACCCAACCUGAUGACCAAAUGGUUUUGAAAACUCUGGAGGAAAUGACGACAUUGGAUAGUGGGCAGUGCAAGGCUCUUAUUACGGGAUUGACGAAAGAAAUGUCUCUCAUCCAAGGUCCUCCAGGAACUGGUAAGAGUUAUGUCGGAGUUCAGAUUGUCAUGGUUCUGCUUCACAAUAAGCAAUGGUCAAAUAUUGGACCAAUCGUAUGUGUUUGCUACACAAACCACGCCUUAGAUCAGUUCCUCGAGGAGUUAAAAGAGAAGGGCAUCAAAAAGAUAAUCAGGGUUGGCGGUCAAUCAAAAUCGGAUGAAAUCGCAGGAUUCAAUCUGAAAAACGUUUCUAAGGCGGCGGAGAAAACACGGAACGAAAAGGAUAGUAUAUACGGGCAUCAUCAAAACCUGGAAGCUAUUUCGGAGCAAGCCCAAAUGCUUUGCAGAGAAAUUCGCAAAAAUCCUGAUUCAUGGGACGCCAUAUCUCCGAUCCUAACGAGAGAAUUCCCCAAUCUUCGCUAUCAACUUUUAAAUAACGAGGGUGAAUUUUACAUUAAAGCUCAGGAGCAGGCGUGGGCUGAAAAAAUUGAAGAAAGAAAGGAGGAGAUUGAGAUCAAAGGCGAAAACAGGUGGGUAGCUCCAACUGAGAAUCCAUGGCAAAAUGUCAGUGACGACGCCUGUAUUUGGGAUGCAUGGAGAGGCCUGAAGAGUGGUCCAGUCUGGCAAUAUCGAAAUAGAAAUAUUACUAGUGCUGUUUAUCCUCUACGCACACUUGAAUCAAUUGUCAGUUGUACAGAUAUUUGGUCUCUGCCUUUUGAAGAGAGACGUAUAUUAGUAGAACACCUUUCCAAAAGAGCAGCAGAAUCUAAAAUACGCCGUCUUUCCACCCAAGCUCAAGGAUUUACGAUCGAAGCGGACGAGUUGCAUGCACAAUAUAACGAAGUGGACCGCCGUUGCCUCGAGCAAGCAGAUAUAAUCGGUAUCACGACUACUGGCCUAGCAAAACAGGGUGCACUUCUAAGAAGAUUGCAAUCGAAAGUUGUUAUUUGUGAGGAGGCCGGUGAAGUCUUGGAGGGACAUCUCAUCAAUGCUAUUCUCCCCACAUGCCAACAUCUUAUUCAAAUCGGAGAUCAUCAGCAGCUACGACCCCAAAUUAAUUGUUUUCAAGACCUUUCGUUAGAAAGUAGAGAUGGUACACCCUACAGCCUUGACGAAAGCAUGUUUGAAAGAUUGGUACGAGAAAGACCUGAUCUGGCACCCGCACAGCUUAACAUCCAGCGACGCAUGCGUCCCGAGAUCUCGAGACUCAUUAGAAAUACCUUAUAUCCAGAUCUUCAGGAUUUUCGGAAUGUCAGCGAAUACCCUGACGUCGUUGGGAUGAGGAAAAACGUUUUCUGGCUGGACCAUAUUCACCCAGAAGAAGAGAGUGAUGAUUUUGGCGUUAAAAUGGGAUCACACAGUAAUCACUGGGAGGUUGAAAUGACCCAUGGGCUUGUGCGGCAUCUUGUUCGGCAAUCCCACUACUCCACCAAGGAUAUCGCAGUCUUGACGCCAUACACGGGGCAGCUCCAAAAGCUUCGCCGGGCACUUGGAGCGAGUUUUGAGGUUGUCUUGAGUGAAAAAGACAAGGAUGCUUUGAUCCGAGAUGGCCUGGACGAAAGCGAUAAGCCAAAAAGGGAUUCGAAUGGUAUAUCUGUAAAGCAGGCUACUCUUCUGGAGGCGAUUCGCAUUGCUACGGUUGAUAACUUCCAAGGUGAAGAAGCCAAGAUCAUCAUUAUAUCCUUGGUUAGAAGUAACGAGAAACGAAAAGUUGGUUUUCUUAGAACUACAAACCGUAUCAACGUUCUCCUAAGUCGAGCAAAACAUGGAAUGUACCUUAUCGGAAACGCAGAAAGUGCGGGAUCAAUAGCCAUGUGGCGGGACGUUUGUCAAAUGCUCCGCGAUACCGAGGCCAUUGGAAAAAAAAUCCCUCUUCUUUGUCCCCGUCAUCAAGAGACGCCGAUAGAGGUUGAGGAACCCCAAGACUUUUUACGCAAUGCAAUAGGCUCCAUGAGACCUGCCAACACCCGUGUCAACGGCUUUGUAGUGAGGAUUGCGGACGAUGCGAGACGCUAG
Molecule: messenger RNA, 4188 nt
Organism: Morchella importuna
Lineage: Eukaryota; Fungi; Ascomycota; Pezizomycetes; Pezizales; Morchellaceae
Exons: 5
Coding region: 1-4188 (1395 amino acids)
Biological process (GO): regulatory ncRNA-mediated heterochromatin formation
Cellular component (GO): nuclear RNA-directed RNA polymerase complex
Molecular function (GO): helicase activity; metal ion binding
Source: RefSeq, a predicted model, not a curated record